AUGGAAGGAGAAGGAGGAGCGGUGCCGGUGGUGAUGACUCCAACUGCUACUAAUGAUAAUAUUACUGAACAACGUCUUAACCGUAUAGUAGACCUAAUUGUUUUACCUCUUGAAACUGCUCUUUAUGCUACCACUUAUGCUCGUUUGGUUUCACCUCGUAGUUUCGCUGUUUUAGAGGCCGUCGAUAGAGGUAUGAUUUGUGCUCUGAAAGGAAUCAGAGAGAAAGACGAUACCAAGGCCAGGUUUUACUUCCGGAUUCAUGUUUUACUUGGUUGGGAACAACUGAACAAGCCUUCUCCUCGUAGAGUACAGUUGGAAUGGGGCUCAUGUUUGCGCUCGGUACAAAGCCGUUCUGAGCCUCCAGCAGUGGAGGAUACACGCUAUACCAGAACAAGGUGCAUGUUGUCAGAGCUAGGCCUUCAGGGUUACGAGAAGCACUUCAAGAAACACUUGUUAAUGGACGAAACCAUGCCUUUGCUUAACGAAAGUGAUCUAGAAAAGGCUGGAAUCCCUCUUGGAGCAAGGAAGCUAAUACUGAACCACAUUGAAAGGUGA
Papaver somniferum (opium poppy) is the source of this 555-nucleotide messenger RNA. RefSeq names its product chloroplastic import inner membrane translocase subunit HP30-2-like. Gene Ontology annotation, molecular function: protein binding. The record is from RefSeq and is a predicted model, not a curated record. The coding region runs from base 1 to 555 and encodes 184 amino acids. The transcript has 5 exons. Lineage: Eukaryota; Viridiplantae; Streptophyta; Magnoliopsida; Ranunculales; Papaveraceae.